AUGGCGCCUCAUCCCUCGUGUGCGCCCCCUGUCCAAGUGACCCACGAGACGGAGCAGCGCUUCCUGGGAGCCUCGGACGACGAAGUGACCUGCGUCGCAUCCACUCCACCCAGCCCCACUCGCGUGUUGGAGAACUGCGCCGAGACGGAAGGGGGCGCCUGCCGAGGGGCCUCGAGGAAGCUCCGGGCGCGGCGCGGGGGGCGCAGUCGCCCCAAGAGUGAGUUGGCUCUGAGCAAACAGCGAUGGAGCCGGCGCAAGAAGGCCAACGACCGCGAGCGCAAUCGUAUGCAUAACCUCAACUCUGCGCUGGACGCGCUUCGCGGCGUCUUGCCCACCUUUCCGGACGACGCGAAGCUCACCAAGAUAGAGACGCUGCGCUUCGCCUACAAUUAUAUCUGGGCGCUGACGCAGACGCUGCGCAUAGCGGACCACAGCCUCUACGGGCUGGAGCCGCUGGCGCCGCCCUGCGAGGAGCUGGCCAGCCCAGACGGCGGUUCCCCGGGAGACUGGGGCUCCCUCUAUUCCCCGGUCUCCCAGGCCGGAAGCCUGAGCCCCGCCGCCUCGCUGGAGGACCGACCUGGGCUGCAGGCGCCUGUUUCCCCGGCCUGCCUGCACCCUGGCGCUCUGGCCUUUUCAGACUUUCUAUGA
This is a messenger RNA of Rangifer tarandus platyrhynchus (Svalbard reindeer), 648 nucleotides long. The record is from the annotation of a GenBank genome assembly. Lineage: Eukaryota; Metazoa; Chordata; Mammalia; Artiodactyla; Cervidae.